UCCUGCCAAGUUCUCAAAUGUGAUUUCUGAGAGCGGGAAGAAUCAUGGGAAGAGCAAAGUGGCCCUAAACAGCGUCUGUUCGCUCAGUCAGUUUCCUACAGCGUUACUGAAUGUCCAGGGCCGCCAGUUCAACCAGUGGAUAUGGAUACAGCAGUGAACCAAACCAACGGUGGAAAACUUAGCAUUAGCAUUAGCUCUUCCUAAGUAGUCAGUUAUAACGUUAGCUAACACUGACUCUCAAGGCUCAGGUAAGGCGUCCCUGUGAAGCAGGCACAGAAGAACAUGGCUGCAUCCCCAGUGGAGUACACCAUUGGAGGGGUGAAGAUCCACUUCCCCUGCAAGGCAUACCCAUCCCAGCUGGCAAUGAUGAAUUCAAUCAUACGAGGGCUGAACUCUGGGCAGCACUGUCUGCUGGAGAGUCCAACAGGAAGCGGAAAGAGCUUGGCCUUGCUGUGCUCGGCCCUGGGCUGGCAACGAGCUCAGUUUGCCAAAGUGCAAGAAGAAGUGAGCCAGGCAGAUAAAAACUGUGGAGACUAUAAGAAGUCAGACGUCACCACCCCCUGUCAGUGUGUGUGCCACAGCAGAGCCAACAGGACCGCAGCUACAGCAGCUACAGCAGCUACAGCAGCUAUGCAGCUACAGCAGCUACAGCAGCUACAGCAGCCAGACCUGCUGUCGUGGACCUCACUGUGUCUCCCUGCAAAGAGACGGCACAGCCAAAACCGCCGCCGUCGCCAGGACCCGAACAUAUGCCGUUACCAAAGGAAUCGCAGCCCCAGAAACAGUCUAUAGCCUCCCGUCUGUCUGAGAAGUUCCAGGCCUCCCUCAGCUCUGACCGCGAGAAAGACGACGACUUCCAGCCAGAUAGGAAACGCAUUCGCACUGCCGAGCACAAGAGCCGUAAAAGGCAGCGCCUGGAGCAGGGAGUAAUAUUCAUAGAUGAUGAGCCGGAGCUGGAAAAUGAGGCGCCAGGUCUUCAGAGUUGGACGAUGGAGGCAAAUGGCCAGGCAGCAGCUGGGUUGUUCUCAUCAUGCUGCUCCACUGAAACCUGCUCCCUGUGCCCGUGUGCUUCAACCAAAGACAGCACUAAGGACAAGGACAGAGAUGGCAAAAAGAAUAUACCUAAGAUCUUCUUUGGCACUCGCACUCACAAGCAGAUAACGCAGAUCGCCCACGAGCUGAAGCGCACCGUUUACUCCGGCGUACCCAUGAGCAUCUUAUCCAGCAGAGAUCACACCUGUGUCAACCCGGAGGUAGCACCUCACUUCAACCGCAAUGAACGCUGCAAGGAACUGCUGGAGGGCAAAGAUGGCAGGUCAUGCCGCUACUACCAUGGUGUCCAGAGGAUGCGGGACCAGUACACACUACAGCAUGUCCACGGACUCAAUAAAGCCUGGGACAUCGAGGACCUGGUGGCACUGGGAAGACGGCUCCGGUCCUGCUCAUAUUAUGCUGCGCGUGAACUCCGGCAGGAGGCCUCUAUCAUCUUCUGCCCGUACAACUACCUGCUGGACCCAAUGAUCAGAGAGAGUAUGGAGAUCGACCUGGCAGGCCAGAUCCUGGUGCUGGAUGAGGCCCACAACAUUGAGGACUGUGCAAGGGAGAGUGCCAGCUUCACUUUAGACCACAACAGUCUGCUGAUGUCCAAGGAUGAGCUCGACGGCAUGGUGAACAGCAACAUCAGGCGAUCCAAACACGAACCCCUCAGAGACUUCUGCUAUAGCCUGAUCAACUGGAUCCAGGAGAGCCAAGGCCUGAUGUCUGAACGGGGAUAUGAGAGUGCAUGUAAAGUCUGGAGUGGGAAGGAUAUACUGGGCAUCUUUCACAGCCUGGGUAUCACUGCUGCCACCUUUGGCAUUCUGAAGCAAAACCUGGCCGCAGUGUUGGAGAAAGAGGAGCGUAAUGGCUUGGUUAAUGGUAAAGAGGAUAUGGUGCAGAUCCCAACCAUCAGCUCAACUACCUCCACUGUACUCAAAGGCCUCUUCAUGGUGCUGGACUUCCUCUACAGAGACAACUGCAGGUUUUCUGAAGACUACCGGGUAGCUCUGCAGAAGAGCUACGAAUGGACGAAACAGGUCCCACCUGAUGUCCCUGAUGCCCAGGGCUUUAUUGUCCGGCCAUGGCGGAGACAACGCCAGGGCGUCUCAGUGAAGAAAGAAGUCCUGAAACUCAGCUUCUGGUGCCUCAACCCUGCUGUGGCUUUCUCUGACUUGAGUGGCUCAGUGCAAAGCAUUGUGCUUACAUCGGGAACACUGUCACCCAUGGGCUCCUUCUCCUCUGAACUUGGGGUGAAGUUCUCCAUCCAGCUGGAGGCCAACCAUGUUAUCAACAAGUCCCAGGUUUGGGUAGGCACUGUUGGCGCAGGACCCCAAGGCAGAAAACUCUGUGCCACCUUCCAGCAUACCGAAACGUAUGCCUUCCAGGACGAGGUGGGUGCGCUGCUACUCCAUGUCUGCCAGGUCGUGGCCAAGGGUGUGCUCUGCUUUUUGCCUUCUUACAAGAUGCUGGACAAGCUGCGAGACAGAUGGACCAAGACUGGUCUGUGGGAGAAGCUAGAGCAACAGAAAGCUGUGAUCACAGAGCCCCGCGGUGGUGGCAAAGGGGAUUUUGAUGAUCUGCUUCAGACGUACUACGAUGCCAUCAAAUACUGUGAUGACAGAGAUGGUGCACUGCUGAUAGCUGUCUGUAGGGGUAAAGUGAGUGAAGGACUAGAUUUCACAGAUGACAAUGCCAGGGCAGUGGUCACCAUUGGAAUUCCCUUCCCAAACAUCAAAGACCUCCAGGUGGAACUGAAGAUGAAGUACAAUGACCAGCACUGCAAGUCCAGAGGUCUUCUUCCAGGCCAUCGUUGGUAUGAGAUUCAGGCCUACAGAGCUCUAAACCAGGCCCUGGGGAGGUGCAUCCGCCACAGGAAUGACUGGGGUGCCCUAAUUCUAGUGGAUGACCGUUACAGGAAUAAUCCCAAUAAGUACAUCACAGGUCUGUCUAAAUGGGUCCGCCAGCUCGUCCAGCACCACGACACCUUCGGCAACGCCAUGCAGUCUCUGGUAGCAUUCUCUCAGGUGCAGCAGAAGAUGAUGGUGGCCCCUGCAGACACUCAGUCCCCCAGUUCUACUCUCUCCUCUCCAAACAGUCACUUGCCAGCAACUGUAGAGGGACAGGGUCUGUCCAAGGCCUCAGAAGCUCAAACACCCUCUUCAUCUGAUAAACCGCCUGAACCCCAGCAGGACACAAGCCCCUCCAUCUUCCGUUUUUUUUCUCGUACGCAGUUGAAAGCUGAACAAAAUGAGAAAGAAGAAUGUUUGAAGACGGUGCAGAGUCCUCCAGCACAGCCCCUGUUGCACCACAGAAGACCGGCACUCCCUCUGUACAGCAUUUUCACCCCCAGCCCCGUCAGCAACUUCAAGAAGCCAGUCUUUAUUAAAAAAGCACCCAGUAACCCCAGCCAGAAGUUGGCAGCUCCUCUUAAACAAGGGCCUCCAGACAGUUCCAGUGAAAUCACAGAGGAACCACACAAUCUGGCUCUGGAGCCUUCUUCAGUCACAACCCCUCCCAGAUGUGAAAGCGAUCCACCCUCAGCCGACAAUCCAGAAGAAGACAAAGAGGACGAGGACCAGACCGUCUUCUUUACUCCAGAACUUUUCGAGGGAGAAAGCAAUGAAGGCAGCCCAGAGAUAGAGGCCAAGUCUCCUCCCAGGAUGGGGAGCCCUGCCCUGCUGUCAGAAGAACUUUUUGGCUCUGAGCAGGCCCAAGGGCAGGGGCAAGCCCCUGCUGUUGAUGGACAGAGUGCUAUAUUAGUGAGUGAGGAGAGCACAGAGCUGUCACAGGGACUGAAAGAAGAAAUCAGAGGGCAGGAGCAAGGUGAGGAGGGAGAGCAGGUGGAUAACCAGAGCAGGCAGGCAGACAAUAAGCUUCGCAGGUUGUCCAGGUCCAGGCAGAAAGCUCCCUCCACUCCAACAGGUAACUAACAACCUGGGACCUAGAAAUGUUGUGAAAAAAGCAGAAUGUCUUGAAUGCAAAUAACAUGUUUAGUAUGCAUUAUGGUGGCCAAAGUUUUCCCACCAAAUAUUAGCAGUAGAUGGAUAUUGAAACAGAUUGCAGUGCAAUGUAAAACACCCUUCAGUUCAAACCAUUGCUGCUUUAUUUUUAUAUCGUAUAUUCAUGUUUCACAAUUCAUCUUGUAAAGAGUGUAAGUUACAGCUAGCCCACACACUCUUACCAUGCAGUACAUGAUGAGGCUUCAGCCAUCUCAGAUCAGCUUCUUAUUACUGUGACAGCACGUCUUAUUAAGGCCAUUAAGGCGGGUUCUCAGUUAAAAAGACACAGCCAUCCGACAUUAUUGAAAGUGCAGCACUGAUUGAAUGUGCAUUUUAACAAAUCAUUAAAAUAUGAAACCACAAACUAAUUUGUUUUCUGUAGAAGUAUGCAAUCAUUUAGUUCUAUUUUAAUGAUGUGUCUGUAGAUUAUGGGUGAGGAAUGUGGAUGCUUUAGACAUGCCUGAUUUAACCUAAAGGGUUAGAGAGACCUUUAUUUUUUUUCAAUUGCAAUUAUAUAAUUGUGUGCUGUAAAUGGUAUUAGUGUGUGGAUACACAUCUUUCAGGAUAAACAUCAAUAUAAAUUCUGUUAAUUAAAUGUUUGCCUUUCAUUGAUA
Molecule: messenger RNA, 4651 nt
Organism: Dicentrarchus labrax (European seabass)
Lineage: Eukaryota; Metazoa; Chordata; Actinopteri; Moronidae
Gene: brip1
Product: BRCA1 interacting helicase 1
Exons: 20
Coding region: 750-3968 (1072 amino acids)
Biological process (GO): nucleotide-excision repair; double-strand break repair involved in meiotic recombination
Cellular component (GO): nucleus
Molecular function (GO): DNA helicase activity; ATP binding; DNA binding
Source: RefSeq, a predicted model, not a curated record